Molecule: messenger RNA, 3591 nt
Organism: Malassezia vespertilionis
Lineage: Eukaryota; Fungi; Basidiomycota; Malasseziomycetes; Malasseziales; Malasseziaceae
Exons: 1
Coding region: 1-3591 (1196 amino acids)
Biological process (GO): transmembrane transport; carbohydrate transport
Cellular component (GO): membrane
Molecular function (GO): carbohydrate:proton symporter activity
Source: RefSeq, a predicted model, not a curated record
AUGUCAGAGCCCAUCGAGAUGGCCCCCUUGGAGGGUAUAAAGAGCGAUGACACAGAUACAUUCAGCGAUCGUCUGAAUGCUGUGCAUUCUGUGGACCAGUACGGGCUACAGAACAACACUCCCAUCGCCGUAGUCCCGCACCUAGAGUCCACGCAUGAGCGCGUCGGCUGGACGAUUUGGAUGCUGACCGUGUGUGCCGCCUUGUCUGGCUCGCUGUUUGGAUAUGACACGGGGUACAUUUCAGCUGUGCUUGUUACAAUUAAAAGCGACUUGGGACAUCCCCUCAGUGACUGGCAAAAAGAAAUGGCGACGGCUGCGACUUCGGUCGGCGCGUUGAUAGGUGCGGUGUGCGCCAUGUUCCCUUCGGAAUGGUUUGGUCGGCGUAUUGUGAUUGCGCUUGCAAAUGCUGUCUUUAUUGUUGGCGCUAUUGUCCAGGCGGCGGCGCAAAAUAUAGGGACCCUGAUUGCUGGGCGUCUCGUGGUGGGAAUUGGUGUUGGGGUUGCGAGUAUGAUUGUCCCACUCUGGAUUGGCGAGCUUGCGCCAGCGCAUUUGCGUGGUCGUCUCGUUACCCUAAACGUUGCUUUUCUUACCAUGGGACAGCUCAUUGCCAACGGAGUCGGCGCGGGCUUUCAACACGUCAAAGGAGGCUGGCGCUACACUGUUGCUGGCGGCGCGAUUCCUGCUAUCAUUUCUCUUAUUAGUAUGGCGUGGCUGCCAGAGUCGCCGCGGUAUGAUGGGCGCCGCGGAAGGAUCGACAAGGUGACGCGUACAUUCCAGCGCAUCUACCCCGAUGCGUCCGAAGAGAGCUGUCGAUUGCGCGCCGAGCAAGUUGCUGAAGCUGUGAGUGAAGUGCAGCAAUUGGGCAAGCAGCUUCCUUUCCACAUGCGCCUGCGGAAACUGUUUACUGGGGCCAACGCCAAGGCACUUGCAAUUGCAUGCGGACUUCAGGCACUUCAGCAGCUUUCAGGUUUUAAUACGCUCAUGUCCUACAGCGGCACUAUUUUUGCAACCGUCGGCCUAAAAGAGCCGCUGGCAGUGUCGAUGGUCGUGAGCGCGACCAACUUUAUCGGUACAUUGAUCGCUUUCAAGUUCAUCGACAUUAUUGGACGGCGGCGUGUGUUGCUGUACACAGUGCCUUUGAUGGCGCUUGCUCUGAUAUUUUGCUGCGUAUGCUUUGUCUACAUUUCCCCCGUCACCAUUAAUACAGACGAGCUGAACGAAGACCAGAUCAACCAGACUUGGGCCGACUUGCUUAUUGUUGGGAUCAUGUUCUACGUUUUGUUUUACGCGCUCGGUCUCGGAAAUGUGCCGUGGCAGCAGGGCGAGCUUUUUGCGAUUGAGACGCGCGCAAUUGGGACGAGCAUUGCAACGGCGACUAACUGGGCAUUUAAUCUGCUGAUCAACGCUACGUAUUUGUCCAUGGUCCGUUCGAUCACCGCUUCCGGUGCGUUUGGGUUCUACGCUGGGCUGUGUGCGCUGGGUGCAGUGCUUAUUUUCCUCGGAUACCCCGACACGCGCCAAUUGUCGCUCGAAGAGGUGCACUGCAUUUUCAAGGGCUCGUGGGGUAUCCGCGCGGCGGAAGAGCUGCGUGCCCAAAAAGCCCAAGUCGCUCGACUGGCCAAGGCGCGUGAUGCAGAGACGGACAUUGACAUAUCCACGCACGUACUUGUAUCCAGCAGUACCAUGCACGCCACAGAAUCAGGUAUGAAUACGCCCCGCGGUUCGUGCCCAGACGAGCCUUUGCGGAAGCGCGACAUGCUCGACGAGUGCGCUGAUGACACUGUCGCGGCCGUGCAACCGACGCGCAUCACCGGAUCCAUGCCAGCACUGCCGUUCAAUGUGCCAGAUAGUGUCCACGCGGCGCGGCGCUCGCAAUCGUUCUCGAGUCCGUACACGUCCAUGGACGAGGUCGACCCCAUCCCAAUCCCGUUGGUGGACAUGAGCGAGAGCACCAACCCCCUUUCCCAGAUGGGAUACCGUGGAAAUGCACUCAUGCUCUUUGUCACAUGCUUUGCAAGCCUUGGCGUAUUUAUGUUUGGCUACGACCAGGGCGUUAUGAGUGGGAUUUUGACCGACCCCUCCUUUGCCGCAUAUUUCAAGAACCCGUCUGCCACACAGAUCGGGACAAUGGUCGCGAUCCUCGAGAUUGGCGCAUUCAUCACGAGCCUUAUGAGCGGUGUGCUUGCAGACAUUUAUGGGCGCAAGCGUGUCAUUGUUUGGGGCGCACUUCUCUUUUCGCUAGGGGGCCUCGCCCAGACCAUGGCCAACGGCUUUGCGAUGAUGGUGAUUGGCCGAUUUGUUUCUGGAUUUGGCGUAGGGUUCCUGAGCAUGAUUGUGCCGACGUACCAAAGCGAGGUAUCCCCCGCCGAAAACCGCGGUAAACUGGCGUGCAUCGAAUUUACGGGCAAUAUUGUGGGAUACAUGGCAAGUAUCUGGUUUGAUUAUGGGUGCAGUUUCUUUUCGGGGAAUGCGUCGUGGCGCGUUCCGCUCUCGGUGCAACCCCUCAUUGGGCUUACUCUUGCGUUUGGGUGUGUUCUUCUUCCCGAGAGCCCGCGCUGGCUCCUGGACAAGGGCCAGGGCAAGGAAGCGAUGCAUGUACUCACAGAUCUGCACUGCACAGACGAUCCGGGAAAUACGCGCGCCAAGCUUGAGUACUGGGAAAUCCAAAACAGUGUGUUGCAAAUGCAUGCACAAGGCGACCGAUCCUAUAAAGCAAUGUGGAAAACACUGCGACACCGCACACUGAUCGGCAUGUCCUCGCAGAUGUUUGCACAGUUGAACGGCAUCAAUGUGAUUAGCUAUUAUGCACCGCUUGUGUUUGAGAGUGCUGGAUGGCUCGGCCGCGAUGCGAUUCUCAUGGCGGGCAUUAAUGCGAUUGUGUACGUGGCAUCCACAAUUCCAACCUGGUUCUUGGUCGAUACCUGGGGUCGGCGCCCCAUCCUCCUCUCUGGAUCGCUGCUCUGUGCGCUCACACUUAUGCUCUGUGGUCUCUUUUUGCGUGCAAAUGCAUCCUAUACACCGCAAGCCGUGGUCUUUUGUGUGAUCUUGUUCAAUGCUGCCUUCGGCUACUCAUGGGGACCAAUUCCAUGGGCCUGGACGCCAGAAAUCAUGCCCCUCGCAUUCCGUGCAAAAGGCGCGUCGCUGAGCGCUGCCACCAACUGGUUCUUCAACUGGAUUGUCGGGCAGCUUACGCCUGUGCUGCAGGAAACAAUUUACUGGCGACUGUACAUUCUACAUGCCUUUUUCUGCCUGUGUUCGUUUGUUGUCGUUUACUACUGCUAUCCUGAGACGCAAGGCGUCCCGCUCGAAGAGAUGGACACGAUUUUUGGCGACGCAGGUACACGUGUUCCUCAAAACAACGAUACACUGCCGCGGAAUGGGUCCGAUCCCGAAGUAUACCGCAUUCGGCGGUCGAUCAGCACACAUCCGCGCUUCCUUAUGGAUACGUUCAGCGAUACGCCGCUGGGCGCAGCGCAUACCGCGGAGCGUAACUGGCUCGCAGCCAACUUGAAACGUGUCUAUUCGGCCGUCGCAGGACUGCAACAUGGGGAAAGCGCCGACCGCGGGGAGUAUGAAACAGUGGCACAAUAG